Molecule: messenger RNA, 1847 nt
Organism: Pelobates fuscus (common spadefoot toad)
Lineage: Eukaryota; Metazoa; Chordata; Amphibia; Anura; Pelobatidae
Gene: LRPAP1
Product: LDL receptor related protein associated protein 1
Exons: 8
Coding region: 52-1101 (349 amino acids)
Biological process (GO): negative regulation of receptor internalization; negative regulation of very-low-density lipoprotein particle clearance
Cellular component (GO): endomembrane system; rough endoplasmic reticulum lumen; endoplasmic reticulum-Golgi intermediate compartment
Molecular function (GO): very-low-density lipoprotein particle receptor binding; lipase binding; low-density lipoprotein particle receptor binding
Source: RefSeq, a predicted model, not a curated record
GAGAGGGUACCGUUCAUUCGGCCUUGCAUUGUUGCUCUGAGCUCCAGGAAGAUGUCCGCUCCCAUCAGCCGGCUGCUGCUCCUGUGCCUCCUGCCUCUGCUGGGGACUCACGCUGGGGAUGGAGGGGGCAGGUACUCCCGGGAGAAGAACCAGGUCCCUGCAGACAGUGCGGAGUUCAGGAUCCUCAGGCUGAAUCAGGUCUGGGAGAAAGCUCAGAGGCUCCAGCUUUCUGCUGUGAAAAUAGCAGAACUUCACAGUGAUCUAAAAAUACAAGAGAAGGAUGAGCUGAACUGGAAAAAGCUGAAGGCAGAAGGUCUAGAUGACGAUGGAGAGAAGGAAGCCAAGCUCAGGCGAUCUCUGAAUGUGAUCCUGGCCAAGUAUGGGCUUGAUGGUAAAAAGAAAACUGAAACAGAAGACAGUAAUUAUAUUAAAGAUGGAACUGCAACAGGGAAUGAUAUCUUAAAUGACCCGCGAUUAGAAAAACUAUGGAACAAGGCAAAGACAUCUGGAAAAUUUUCAGAAGAAGAGUUGGAAAACUUGUGGAGGGAGUUUGUCCAUCAUAAGGAAAAGACAAAUGAAUAUAACAUACUGUUGGAUACCGUAAGCAGGACUGAAGAGAUCCAUAAAAAUGUAAUCAGCCCAGAUGAGUAUGAGGUUAAGGAGGACAUCCUGCAUAGCAAGCACUCAGAUCUCAAAGAGAAGCUAAGGAGCAUAAAUCAAGGAUACGAACGCUUGCGCAAACUUAGUCACGAGGGCUUCGUAGGUGGCACAGAGUUUAUUCAGCCUAGAGUAAAUGACUUAUGGGACAUGGCAAAGACUGCAAACUUCUCAGACGCAGAACUGGAAUCAUUUAAGGAAGAAUUAAAGCAUUUUGAAACAAAACUGGAGAAACAUCAGCAUUACAAAAACCAGCUGGAAAUAUCCCAUGAAAAGCUAAAGCAUAUUGCAGAAAGCGGAGACAAAGAACACCUAAUAAAGAGCAAAGAGAAAUAUAACAUGCUUACUGAUAAGAUCAAAGAAUUGGGGUAUAAGGUGAAGAAGCAUCUACAGGACCUCACAAGCAGGGUUUCCAAAGAUGGACUAAAUCACAAUGAGCUUUGAAUGAUUUGUUUCUGGAUCAUCAGUGGUGUAAAUGACGAAGAAAAACCUACUGGACGGGCAUCAUUUCAUCUACUGAUAAACAAUGAAGGCUGCAAGCAUAAUUUGACCACAAGUCAAAACGUCUUUGCUAAUAUGCAGAGCACCUGGUUUUUGUAUUUAAACCUCUUUUAGGUUGUCCAUGUAUUCCAUCUGUAUAGGUCAUUGAUGAAAAUCAGGCUUAUAUAUUUCGGCUGGAAACAAUACCCAUUGAUCAAUGUCUCUAAACUGAGAUUUGUCGAGAAUUGAAAAACUAGAUGAUGAAAUCUGGAAACAAUGCCACAUUUUGGCUUUUUGGCUUCAAAUGUGCAAUUUGCUGUUACUUUAAUAAAUUACUAAUUUAGCAAAUGUCAAUGUCUAACUCUAUUAUUAGUCCUGAUACAAAGUCAUUUUCUGACAUAAAAAAUAAGGUCCAACUUAAAGAAACAGAUUUGCAUAUGAAGGAUUAUCUCUUAGCCCUGUUACUUUUCUGUGUUUAAUUUUUCCUCGCUUGGUGCCUGCAGAGAUCUAUAAUUGCUGUUGAUCAAAUUAAAUUCUAGUUUUGCUUGUGGAGAUCAUGGCUCUAAAUUCACAAAAAUGUUUUCAUAAUUUGCUUUAAGAAGCUUUACAGACAAAUUAUUCAUCACUUAUUAGUAGAAUAUUAGCAUGUGGUGAAAUCUUAUUUUAAGCAAAAAAGGUACCAGGUAGUUUGUUUUUCAUUGUUGUGAUUU